Molecule: messenger RNA, 798 nt
Organism: Alternaria ventricosa
Lineage: Eukaryota; Fungi; Ascomycota; Dothideomycetes; Pleosporales; Pleosporaceae
Exons: 4
Coding region: 1-798 (265 amino acids)
Source: RefSeq, a predicted model, not a curated record
AUGAAUAGCGGAUACCAAAGACACUUGUUGCGAGAGGGUCCCUUUCUGAUUGCCGAUUACCUCGCCCAAAACUCCAGCAAGUCCGCUGCAGUGUUCCGAAGAUACGACAAGCUCGCAAUUUAUCGGCUCAUUACGCUGAGCAGAGAACUAAGAACCUUUGAAAAACGACAUGAUCGCGAGGAGUUGGGUGGAAAGGUUCUUGAAUAUUACAAACUUUUGGCCGCUUAUAGUAAGGUGCUGCAUCUCGAGGCCCCCGCAGACCGGACAGUCGAGGCAAUUGAUCGGUUCAUCUCCACCGAUAAAUUCCACGACCACGAAAAGCCCUGGCUGGGUCAUCAGCUGAAGUAUCGAAUGGAGGGGGAUGAAAACAGAAUGACGUUCACCGACCUUGUCAGCCUGUACACGCCUGCGGAAAACGAUUACCUGUCAAGAUUUGUCGACAAAUUUCUAUACCCCCUCUUCUUGACCCCCGGGUCAAGCAAAGAAGCGAAGUACGUCAACGAACAAAAGAUGCAGAAAUUCGUUACUUUCGUGGGCACGAUCAUCUCAAUUGGCUUCCUUGUAUCUGCGAUGUGGGUCCUAUGGCGACUAGAUGACCACAUGGUAGCCAAAUUGGGGACGGUCACUGGCUUUGUUGUGGCUUUCGCAGGAUGGCUAGGCUUCCUGACAACGGCGCAAAGGAAAGACGUCAUCGCAGCAACGGCGGCAUAUGCAGCUGUACUGGUUGUGUUCGUCAGUCAACAGAGCCCGACGGCGGUUGUGGCGCAAGGCACUGGUGCUGCGGUGACGCAAAGCUGA